Molecule: messenger RNA, 282 nt
Organism: Caenorhabditis remanei
Lineage: Eukaryota; Metazoa; Nematoda; Chromadorea; Rhabditida; Rhabditidae
Exons: 3
Coding region: 1-282 (93 amino acids)
Source: RefSeq, a predicted model, not a curated record
AUGAAACUUUCCAUUCUGGUGCUUGCGUUCUUCUUCUUCGUUGAGUUCGGAGCUGCUCUCGAUAUCGGAGGUGUGCUCAAUGGAGUCUUAACACCAUUAAACUCUGUCACAGGCAAUUCUGUCGGAAAUAGUGUGAAUGCCAAUGAGGAUCCUCAAAAAGAUUUGGAUGAAAAAUUUAAAGAGUUGGACGAGUUGCUACUAGAAAUAAAGGAAUCAUCUAUUGACAAAGGAAACGCAAUCAAGGGCGAUGCAGUGCAAAAACGUGAGCUAUAUUCAAAGUAA